Exophiala spinifera is the source of this 546-nucleotide messenger RNA. RefSeq lists its product as uncharacterized. Bases 1 to 546 code for a protein of 181 amino acids. The transcript is spliced from 3 exons. The record is from RefSeq and is a predicted model, not a curated record. Lineage: Eukaryota; Fungi; Ascomycota; Eurotiomycetes; Chaetothyriales; Herpotrichiellaceae.
AUGGACGCAAUUCAAGAGCAGUUGGGAGCCCAUCUUCAGAAUUUAUGCCAUCUCAUACUCAACACCACCCACCUUGUCUGCGGUACACUGGCUCUGGCAGUCACUCAGGUCACAAACAUCACCAACCAGGGCAUCAAACAAAGUGUCAACUACAUCGUCGCAGCCGCAAAAGAAACAUACCCACAAAUCAAGCAAGCAUGUAUCCAAUUCACCACUACAAUUAUGGCCUUCGCCUACGAGUAUGGUCCAUGGCUGCAAGAGUCGACAGCUAGUCUCAUGAGAUGCACGAUUGUUCUUGCUCAAGAGUACUUUGGGGAAAUGUUCGUGGUUCAGACCCGUUUCGUCUUGACGGUGGCGAAAGUUGUGAUUGGUUUGAUUCUGCAGAGCCUCAUGGCGGCCGCCACAAUCGCGGAGAAACUGAUUCAUGGCUGUUACGAGUGGCUGGACGAUCCUGACCGUUCCACACUUGGAUAUUUCCUCUGCCUCUUUGUCUUUGUCUAUGUGUUCCUGAUGGCAGUCGGCAUGGUUUAUCGUCGACACGGAUGA